Molecule: messenger RNA, 1734 nt
Organism: Chlamydomonas reinhardtii
Lineage: Eukaryota; Viridiplantae; Chlorophyta; Chlorophyceae; Chlamydomonadales; Chlamydomonadaceae
Exons: 6
Coding region: 54-905 (283 amino acids)
Cellular component (GO): eukaryotic translation initiation factor 3 complex; cytoplasm
Molecular function (GO): RNA binding; translation initiation factor activity
Source: RefSeq, a predicted model, not a curated record
GUAGCAAACUCACACAGCGAUUAUCUUUCAAAGCGGCCUUGGGCUGAUCGACAAUGGCCAGCCGCGGAAAGCUUCGCUGGGGAGACACUCUAGAUGACGAGGACCUGCUGCCUCCCAGCGUUACAAAGGGACCCGAUGACAACGGCAUCAAGACGGUGAUUGAGUAUUACAAGAAUGAGAAGGGCGAUGCGCUUAAGAAGACCACCAAAAUCAAGGUGGUCACCGUGGAGAAGAAGGUCUAUAAGGUCUCCGAGGAGCGCCGUAACUGGCCUCGCUUCGGCGGAGCGGCCAAGGAGACGCCCCAGGACUCGGUGACCGUGCAGGGUAUCGAUGAGAUCCCUUUCGAGCGCGUCCGCCAAAUCAAGGCCACGACGCAGGAGAAGAAGGCCACGGAUAUUCAGCAGGUGCUGGCGACGGCCGACAAAACCGUCAUCUCUGGCAGCAUCAAGGAGAUGCUCUACAAGAAGCGCAUGGAGCGCGAGCUGCUGCGUGCGAAGGGCCUGCUCAAGGAGGCGGAGAAGCCCCCGGAAGAGGACGGCAAGCCCGGCUCCGGCCCCGGCCUGGGCGCGCCCAAGGCUGGCAGCUACGUGCCGCCCAGCCUGCGCAACCGCGGCCCGGGCGACGGCGAGAGCAUGCAGAAGAAGCGCGAGGACAACUCGAUCCGUGUGACCAACCUGUCGGAGGACGUGACGGAAGGCGACCUGCAGGAGCUGUUCCGGCCAUUCGGCGCCGUGUCGCGUAUCUUCCUGGCGGUCGACAAGAACACGGGAGAGAACCGCGGCUUUGCCUUCGUCAACUAUGUGCAUAGAGACGACGCCGACCGCGCCAUCCGCAACCUCAACGGCUUCGGCUACGAUAACCUCAUUCUGCGCGUGGAGUGGGCCCAGCCGCGUGAGGCCAAGUAAAGCGGCGGCAGCAGCGGCACCGGCGGUUGCAGCAGUAUCAGCAGCACCGGCGGCGGUGGCUACCGGAGCGGCGGUGGCGGCAGCAGCGUAAGGAGCUGAAGCGGCUGCGCCAGCCGCUUUGCACGCAUGAGCGCGCGUACCAGCGGAGCGGUCCUGCGCAGUCACGGGGCUUUGCUGGGAAUGGACGCGUGAGGAUGUGCCCGGCCAAAAAGGGAGGGCGACCGCGGCAGUGGCGGCCCUACCAGCAGCGGCAUGUGAGGGCGUGGGACGCGCGUGCAAGCCGCGCGGAAGUAGCGUCGGCGGCGGACGGGGGGCGGCCAGCGGCGGCGUGAACGCAGUGCGCGGACACGAGCGGACGCUGGCCGGCGUGCGGCCUGGCGCGGUAUCAGUCAGUCAGUCAGAGCUGAGCGCGUUUACUGACAAUGCAGGGGGUGCAGGUUUGUGUGUGCGUUUUGUGCGAGCGUGUCUGUUUUGACUUCAUAACCAGUGGACGGAUUCACAGUAGCAUGCCAUGGAUUGUGCGGAGGAGGCAGGCUAGCCCGCAUAGCGCAGGCUAUAAAUAGAUAUAUUGCCACGAAGCACACAGGUGGCUCAGGGUCUCAGCCCCGUAGGCUUCGCGUCCCCCGUCUGCCGUGCGGGAGGACAGAGAGGCGAGGAGGCGAGCAGUGGCUUGGCACGGGUGGUGACUGGAGCAGGGGUCAUGCCCGGGACGACAUACCGUAGUUGACACGCAGUAAACUGGGAGCUUAGCAGAAUGAGGAACAUGUUGUUCGCACGCGUUGGCGGCGCGUGGUGCACGGCACGAAGUAAGCUGUAAACCUUUGCCGCG